This is a messenger RNA of Trichechus manatus latirostris (Florida manatee), 2016 nucleotides long. It is a transcript of the gene ASIC4, whose product is annotated as acid sensing ion channel subunit family member 4. Gene Ontology annotation, molecular function: ligand-gated sodium channel activity. Gene Ontology annotation, biological process: sodium ion transmembrane transport. Gene Ontology annotation, cellular component: plasma membrane. NCBI's taxonomy places the organism in Eukaryota, Metazoa, Chordata, Mammalia, Sirenia, Trichechidae. The record is from RefSeq and is a predicted model, not a curated record.
AUGCUGAGCGGAGCGGUUGGGGCUGCACGGCGUGGCGGAGCAGCACUCGCUCCCUCGCUCACUCGCUGCUCGCUCGCUGGCUCGCUCGCAGGGACACACGCAGGGGCUGACAGCUGUGCUGGUGCUGAUAAGGGAAGCCACAAGGAGACGAUCGAGGAGAGAGACAAGCGGCAGCAGAGGCAGCAGCGGCAGAGGCAGCACCAGGGCUGCAGAGCUGCUGGAAGUGGGAGUGACUCCCCCACCUCAGGCCCCCACCCUAUCCCCGUCCUCCUCCUGCUUGCCCUGAGUUUAGAAGAGCAGCCGCUGCCACCACCACCACUCCGGAGGGCACCAGGGCGGCUGGCCAGGGAGGGACAGGGCAGGGAGGCUCCGGCCAGUCCCAGCAGCCGGGGACAGAUGCCGAUCGAGAUUGUGUGCAAAAUCAAAUUUGCUGAGGAGGAUGCGAAACCCAAGGAGAAGGAGGCAGGGGAUGAGCAGAGCCUCCUGGGAGCCGCGCGGGGGACCGCCACCCCCCGGGACCUGGCCACCUUCGCCAGCACCAGUACUCUGCACGGGCUGGGCCGGGCCUGUGGUCCUGGCCCCCGUGGACUGCGAAGAACCCUGUGGGCAUUGGCCCUAUUCACCUCGCUGGCAGCCUUCCUGUACCAGGCGGUUGGCCUGGCCCGGGGCUACCUCACCCGGCCUCACCUGGUGGCACUGGACCCGGCUGCCCCAGCACCAGUGGCAGGCUUCCCGGCCGUCACCCUCUGCAACAUCAAUCGCUUCAGGCAUUCGGCACUCAGCGACGCCGACAUCUUCCACCUGGCCAAUCUGACAGGGCUGCCCCCCAAAGACCGGGACGGGCACCGUGCGGCUGGCCUGCGCUACCCAGAGCCCGACAUGGUAGACAUCCUCAACCGCACUGGCCACCAGCUUGCCGACAUGCUCAAGAGCUGCAACUUCAGUGGGCACCACUGCUCUGCCAGCAACUUCUCCGUGGUCUAUACUCGCUAUGGGAAGUGUUACACCUUCAACGCAGAUCCACAGAGCCCACUGCCCAGCCGGGCGGGGGGCAUGGGCAGUGGCCUGGAGAUCAUGCUGGACAUUCAACAGGAGGAGUACCUGCCCAUCUGGAGGGAGACAAACGAGACAUCAUUCGAGGCUGGCAUCCGGGUGCAGAUCCACAGCCAAGAGGAGCCGCCCUACAUCCACCAGCUGGGCUUCGGCGUGUCCCCAGGCUUCCAGACCUUCGUGUCCUGCCAGGAACAGCGGCUGACCUAUCUGCCCCAGCCCUGGGGCAACUGCCGGGCGGAGAGCGAGCUCUGGGAGCCCAAGCUUCAGGGCUACUCAGCCUACAGCGUGUCUGCCUGCCGCCUGCGCUGUGAAAAGGAGGCCGUGUUACAGCGCUGCCACUGCCGGAUGGUGCACAUGCCAGGCAAUGAGACCAUCUGCCCACCCAAUAUCUACAUCGAGUGUGCUGACCACACACUGGACUCCCUGGGUGGGGGCUCCGAGGGCCCAUGUUUCUGUCCUACCCCCUGCAACCUGACCCGCUAUGGGAAAGAAAUCUCCAUGGUCAGGAUCCCCAACAGGGGCUCAGCGCGGUACCUGGCAAGGAAGUACAACCGCAAUGAGACCUACAUACGGGAGAACUUCCUGGUCCUAGACGUCUUUUUCGAAGCCCUGACUUCUGAGGCCAUGGAGCAGCAAGCAGCCUACGGGCUAUCAGCCCUGCUAGGUGACCUCGGGGGACAGAUGGGCCUCUUUAUUGGGGCCAGCAUCCUUACACUGCUGGAGAUCCUUGACUACAUCUAUGAGGUGUCCUGGGACCGACUAAAGCGGGUGUGGCGUCGUCCCAAGACCCCCCUGCGGACCUCCACUGGAGGCAUCUCCACCUUGGGGCUGCAGGAGCUGAAGGAGCAGAGUCCCUGCCCGAGCCGAGGCCGUACUGAGGGUGGGGGGGCCAGCAGCCUGCUCCCCAACCACCACCACCCCCAUGGCCCCCCAAGAGGCCUCUCUGAAGACUUCGCUUGCUAG